AUGGAUUAUUUGAAGAAAAUACGGGCAACGGGUGUGUUCAAUGAAAUCAUUGAGGCUUGCCGUCACAUACCAGUAACAAGGUUACAGACUGUUGCAGAUGUUGAUAAAGCCAUGACCGACCCUGUGUUCAGUCUUGUUAGUGAGCAUCAGCUGUGGUCAUACUACUCGGGUGAGCAAUCUAGGUUCAUCAAGACCCUCUUGUUUAAAUCCCUUAAGGUUUGUAAUUCUAUAUCAAACAGUUGUAACGACCAAGUCAAAACAGACUUAGUGACACUUGCUGCAACAGUCAUUACAUUGGCGUACACCAAGGAAAUCUCCUUCAGUGAUGUUCUAGAGACACUAGUUCUGACUCCUUCAUUUCUGAAGACAGCCACAGCAGACAAUUUGAAUGACAAUGACAGAAUACUUGUUUGUGGGGAAUCUAUCACUCUUGAUGAUCUGAACACUCUUCAAGGAAAGGAGUGGCUUAAUGACAGGGUAGUAAAUGCCUAUUUGAAGCAGCUAGCCAGAGAAAAUAACAACGCUGACAAGCCACAGGUGUUCAUACUACCAUCUUACACUGGAACGCUGUGGGCAAACGAGGUCUAUGAGUCUCACAUGUUUAGAAAGGCUGUGUUAGGCAUGUACCAGCACAUCCUGAUGCCAUGGUGCGUAAAUAACCACUGGGUGUUGUUGGUUGCUGAAGUUCAGAAAAGAACAGUUGGAGUUUUGGAUUCCCUGAAUGGAGACAACACUGCAAUUAUCAACAAGUUCUGUGAGUUCAUGAUGCACAGAGGAGCAGUGACUGAGCCAGAUUUAGCAGACUGUUGGGUUAAGGUUAACUUGAAAUCCAGUGCACAGAAAGAUGGGUGCAGUUGUGGGGUUUUGUUCUCAUGGGAAUAUGUCAGGAACCGUCUGAUAGGAGAAGGUGUCCAUGUGGUACAACUGAAUGUGAUGGCCUGUUUUGCCGGAAACCGAGAGGGGGCCCUCAAACUGGAUACAAUGUGA
Messenger RNA from Mercenaria mercenaria, 987 nucleotides. RefSeq lists its product as uncharacterized. The record is from RefSeq and is a predicted model, not a curated record. The transcript is spliced from 7 exons. The coding region runs from base 1 to 987 and encodes 328 amino acids. Gene Ontology annotation, biological process: proteolysis. Gene Ontology annotation, molecular function: cysteine-type peptidase activity; deNEDDylase activity. NCBI's taxonomy places the organism in Eukaryota, Metazoa, Mollusca, Bivalvia, Venerida, Veneridae.